Molecule: messenger RNA, 2409 nt
Organism: Rhododendron vialii
Lineage: Eukaryota; Viridiplantae; Streptophyta; Magnoliopsida; Ericales; Ericaceae
Product: protein FAR1-RELATED SEQUENCE 5-like
Exons: 6
Coding region: 1-2409 (802 amino acids)
Biological process (GO): regulation of DNA-templated transcription
Molecular function (GO): zinc ion binding
Source: RefSeq, a predicted model, not a curated record
AUGGAAAUAGAAGAGAUGAAUUUAGAGAAGAAUUCGAAUUUGGAGGAAAAUCUGAAUUUGGACACGAUAUUGGAACCUAAGGUCGGAACAAUAUUCAAUUCUGAAGAUGAAGCGAAGGAAUUUUACACUAGUUAUGCGAAAUCAAGAGGUUUUGGUGUGGUCACAAAAGUCUCUAAGAAGCGUGACAAUGGGGUAAAGUCGAAUAUAUCUUAUGGUUGUCAUCGAAGUGGAAAGCCCAGGACAACGGCUUUGAAUCCUGUUAAAUCCCAUCCAACAACGAAAAUAGAGUGUAAAGCCGGUAUGAAUAUCUCUUUGCAAGUUGAUGGAAAGUGGAUGUUAAAUUCGAUUCAAAUGAAUCAUAACCAUGAAAUGGACCAGGAAAAAGUGAAAUAUCUUAAGUGCUAUCGGAGUAUCCCACCACAUUCGAUGAGGACAAUUGAAUUGAACACGGCAGCGGGAAUCACAUUAAACAAAAUCAUUGCCUCAUGUGAGAUCGAGGCAGGGGGGCCUGAUAAUCUGACGUGGAUAAAUAAAGAUGCAAGGAAUUACAAGGAUAAAAAAAGGCGUUCAAAGCUCAAAGAAGGGGAUGCUGAAGCAAUGCAUAAGUACUUUGUCAGAAUGCAAAAAGACAACGGUGACUUCUUUUAUGCCAUCGAUCAUGAUGAAGAUUAUCGAUUAUGGAAUGUCUUUUGGGCCGAUGCUAGGAGCAGGGAGUUAUACAAAGAAUUUGGCGAGGUGGUCACCUUUGACACCACUUACCUUGUUAACAAGCACAAUAUGCCUUUCGCACCAUUCGUAGGGGUCAACCAUCAUGGACAAUCGAUUUUGUUUGGAUGUGGUUUGAUAUUACGGGAGGACACAGCUUCAUUUGUAUGGUUGUUUGAGACUUUUCUUUCUUGCAUGUUCGAUUCCCACCCUAACGCCAUCAUCACAGACCAAUGUCGAGCCAUGCAAAAUGCGAUAAGUCAAGUUUUUCCAAAUGCACGUCAUCGUUGGUGUUUAUGGCAUAUCAUGAAUAAAGUUCCUGACAAGUUUAAGAGUUAUGACCAGUAUAAGCCUAUUAAAAAAUCCCUCAAGAAUGCUGUAUAUGAUUCCUUGAAUCCGGAGGAGUUUGAACAAAAUUGGGCAAAUCUCAUCCAACAAUUUGAUCUACAGAGCAAUGACUGGCUAGCCGGAUUGUACGAGGGGAGGCACCGAUGGGUACCAGCAUUUCUUAAGGAUAUCUUUUGGGCGGUGAUGUCAACAACCCAACGAAGCGAGAGCAUGAAUUCCUUCUUUGACGGCUACAUCCAUUCCAAUACCACCUUGAAGGAAUUUGUGGAGCAAUAUGACAAUGCCUUACGUAAGAAGGUGCAAAAAGAAGAUGAGGCAAAUGCCCAUUCCUUGAAUGUUCGAAUUCAGAAGGUGUCCCCUUAUAAGUUUGAGGACCAAUUUCAGAAAGCAUACACAAUUGCGAAAUGCAAGGAAUUUCGAGAACAAGUAGCCUUAAAGAUUGGGUGCAAUUUGACUAUUGGACCGUCAAAAGAAACUAAUUGCAAUUGUCGGUUGUUCGAGAGUAGGGGGAUGGUGUGCACGCAUAUGAUCUCGGUUUGGUCAAAAAAGAAGCUUGAAGUAGUACCCGAUAAAUACAUUCUACGACGAUGGAGCAAAAACUUGGUAAGGAGUCACACAAAAAUUAAGGUCAGUUAUGUAAAUUGGACAUGCAAGCCCGAAUUCAUUCGCUAUGACAGUUUGUUCAAGCUAUUCAAUGAGGCCGCUGAUAAGGCCAUGUAUUCAGUUGCGAAGACGGAUAGGAUGGCGGCUAGGUUGCGAGAUAUUAAAGCUGAGAAUGACUUAGACGAUGAGGAAUGUGUAAGCAAUAUGCCUACAGCUAAAGAUGCAGAAAUUGAUAUGGAAAGUUUCCAAGAUAAAUCAAUUACCCUCGGCGAUCCAAGUAAAGGUCCUCGGAGAGGGCGACCGCCGACUAAGAGGAAGCAAUCAGUGGCUGAACAAAUUAUUAGGAAGAAUAUGAAAUCAAACAAAAGGGUCCAAUGUAGUCGCGCCAAUGCAAAGAGUAUACCGUAUGUGGAAGACCAUACACAUGCUAUGGGAUUUGACGGGAUUGUCACGCAAGAUGGUGAAGUCGUUACUUCAUCUCAGGGAAGUGUAGGAUAUCUUGAUACGUGGAACAAUGACCUUAAUGAAUCUCCAUUUGAUUUGGGACAUGAUUAUAGGUGGAAUGAUACUUUUGCGAUACUGCUGAUGCUGCUUUUUGAUGGAAUGAUGCUAUUUUUUGGUGCCUCAUUCCCAUGCUUUGCUUCCAUUCCCAUGUCCUUCCUGGGUGGCAAGGACUUUGAGCUUUUUAGUUCACUUGCAUGUUAUGCGGUGUUUGCGCAGCAGAAAAUUCCAGAGAAGAAAAGAAAAACUUGA